Blepharisma stoltei is the source of this 321-nucleotide messenger RNA. The record is from the annotation of a GenBank genome assembly. NCBI's taxonomy places the organism in Eukaryota, Ciliophora, Heterotrichea, Heterotrichida, Blepharismidae.
AUGAGCCAGAAGCACUUUAUUCAGUCUCCACCAAUGCCAGAACUCAGCAAGAAAGUCCCAGAGAAAGCUAUCCCAUUCGGAUAUUGAGCUCACAUUUCACAGCUACUAUGGAGGCUCGUUUUCCGGGAGAGAAGAAAAUUGGGACUGUCAGGAUAUAUGGUGAAGAGAUCUUUGCUUAAUUAUUCUUGCAAUCGGACUCACUGGUCUUGAUGAAGACUUUUCCCAUUAGUCAUUUGCUGCAAAUCGUCCUGGUCUCAAGAAAACUAUUUCUGUCUCAGCCUAUGAGCCAAUCUGAGGUGAAGACUAUACCAGGAGCUUUAA